AUGUCUGUCGGUGCAAAAUCUUAUCGAAAUUCGUCAAAAAAUCGAUGUUUUGCUCAUUGCUCUAGUGUUUCCGAAGAUCUCAAACCUUUCACGACUACACGGUGGAACACAUUUGUAAGCAGUGUGAAUAUUUGGAAAGAUUUAGUGGGGUAUCAGGCUGAUAUAGCGAGAGCCUUUUUACGCGAAGUUGGACCUGAUGCACUGGUCGAUACUGCUGUAGGCUUACCAGUACCAGAAAGUGGUGGAUAUCACCCGACGUGCUAUCGCUAUUUCACAGAUUCAUCCAAGCAAGAGAGAGGGAAACUCAACAAAGACAAACAAAAAACAGACGCUGCAUCAUGUCAAACUUUAGAAUUGGAGCCUUCUACGUCAAGUGCAGGCGGUCAAGCUCCAGGUCCGUCCUCAGCCUCAGCAAUAAGACGCUUACGGUCAAACUCCAGUGUUGCUGGUGCUUCAAAGCAGCCCUCUGUCUCUGCCCACAUUCUACCAAAGAUUUGCAUCAUCUGUCGACAAAAUAAAACUCAUAAGGACUCUGAGGGGAAGAAAAAGAAGGAACCAUUAAUGCUGUGUCAACAGCCAGAUGGUGGAAUAGUAGCAACAGCUGCUAAAGACAAGAAGGACGACCACAUUCUUCUUCAGAUCCAGGACAGAGACUGUGUAGCAAUAGAGGUCAGGUAUCAUCGCAGUUGUUUCAGGAGCUAUACUGUCUACCAAUCAAGGAAAAGUGUUGAGCCCAUCAAGGAGCAGAAGUAUGGAAAGGCAUUCCUUACAUUUUGCAGUUAUGUUGUAGACAAGAAGAUCAUACAAGAGAAGCAAAUAUAUAGAAUGACAGCACUGAGAAGAUUGUUUGUAAAAGCUGUUAAAGAUGUUGAGUCUAAAGAUGCAUCAAAUUACAAGACCUACAGCCUAAAACAACGCCUGAAACGAAAAUAUCCACAACUCUGCUUUCUUCAGCCUAAGAAGAGGUAUGCAAGUGAAAUGGUGUAUGUCGAGACGCUAUCAACUGAAGACCUUGUGCCAGGAGCAGUUGGUUCUGAAGGAGAAGAAACAGACACCACCACUGAUACAGACGCCCUAUCUGAUACUGACACAGACAUCACAGACGUUGAUGAAAGCAUAGAACCUCCAACGAAGCGACAAAAGGGCGGGAAUGGUAGACGAUCCAAACCUCCAAUGGCCUCACUUCGAGAUCGCUACGCCUCUGCACUGGACCUAAAGGACGAUGUCAUGCAGACCAGGACCAGUCUACCAUGGCCUCCAACAUCAUCUGAUUUAACAUUGGAUUCUGCACGCACAAUAGUAUCCACCAAGCUGUACAAUUUUCUAGCAUGGGUUGUAGGUGCUUCUGAGGAUCCAGAAGAAGAGGAGAAAGUCAAGAUAGGAGCAGCAGAAGAUCGUCGUAUCCUUACAAUUUGUCAAGAUAUUAUCUACAUGGCUACAAAGGGGAGGAAGAUGAUGCCCAAGCAUACAUCUCUAUCAAUGGCAAUGCGUCAUUUGAGUGGUUCAUCACAGCUGAUUGGGCUACUUAACGGUUUUGGAUAUUGUGUGUCGCACACUAAUGUUUUGGAGCAUGAUACGGCUCCAGGGCUGCAGGAGAUAGAGAAAGGUUCAAGUAAGCUUCCGUCCAGUCUGGAAAAGAAAAGGGACGACACAUAA
This is a messenger RNA of Strongylocentrotus purpuratus (purple sea urchin), 1656 nucleotides long. RefSeq lists its product as uncharacterized. The transcript has 3 exons. Lineage: Eukaryota; Metazoa; Echinodermata; Echinoidea; Camarodonta; Strongylocentrotidae. Bases 1 to 1656 code for a protein of 551 amino acids. The record is from RefSeq and is a predicted model, not a curated record.